Molecule: messenger RNA, 1382 nt
Organism: Drosophila suzukii
Lineage: Eukaryota; Metazoa; Arthropoda; Insecta; Diptera; Drosophilidae
Gene: squ
Product: squash
Source: RefSeq, a predicted model, not a curated record
ACGCAAUUUUCCUACACCGUGGCGCAUGGUCAUAUUGUUUUGUCUUAAAAAAAAAAAAUAUUCCACGAAACCAUUUGAAUUUUUCCGGGAGUUUAACUGUUUAGUUGUUUGUGUACACAGGUUAGAGAUUUUCAAGAACAAGAACGAUCAUGGCCUGGGUUCCCAAUUCGCGUUUCGAGGACGAUCUGGUGGACAUGGAGCCGGAUUUUAACCUAGUCCACGGCCAGUUGGCCUACGAGGCCAAGAAGAAACAGGAGUUCUGUCCGCGUCCCAAAGCCACCUACGAAUAUCUGACGGCCCGGGAAAAGCGCAACUCGGAGCAGGAAAAAGUCAAUGGAGGCCCAGGCGGAAAGGGUAGGGAGAUCAGGGAAAGCCUCCAGAUGAUGGAGAAAAUUCAGAAAAUAUCGGGAACCAGGCCGCUCGGCGAGCAUGCCACCAUGGCCGACUGGGAGGACGACAGCACCGCGGAAAUGGAGUUGGUGGCCAUCAUGCGGCACUUUGGAAUGUCAUCCAUGGCCGAGGACACGAUGCCCGAUCUGCCAGAGAUCAAACCUCACGAAGGACCCAUCCAUGUCAUAAGAAACGGUCGCCGGAGUUUUCCCCUUAUUACAGACCCCGAAUUCUUCAGAGCAUGUAAACCGCGCCGACCAAAACAACCCAGCAGUGCCAAAGAACUCAACACUGCGAACGAUUCCAUUAGUGAUUCCUAUUACACAGCCGAUGGUUCGGCCAGCUCCAUUAGCCUGUACGGAUCUGCCAAUUCCCAUUUGGACAGCAGCCCGGAAAAGCAAAAGACCAUGAAGCCAAAGCGGGAGGUGUACCUGGAAAUACCAUACCAACCGUUGGAAGAGAGUUUCGGCCAAGAGGAGAGGUCCUUUGCCAAGGAGGCGAGCACAUCUACGUCGGAAAAAACCUAUGGAAGAAGGAGGAACCGAAGGCCCAGCCAAAAAGAAAGAGGCCACCAGCAAUACGAACCCACGGACCCUAGGCAAUAAACCACCAAAGAACCUCAAAGAGCAAUUCCCAAUUAUGUACGCUAUGUAUCCAAAUCAAAAAACCAAGCAACGAUUCGUUUUUGUAUAAAAUAAGCAUCUUGCCACUUUUAUAUAAAGAUUUUUGUUUCAUAAGUCUUUUGAUUUGGGUACAUACGCACCUCAUAUUAUAAAUUUUUUAUACCCCUUACUUGUUGUAGUAUUGAAGCAAAAAUAAGGAUUUAAAAGGAUAUUCUUAUAAAAUUAGAUAAAUUUGGUUUGGAAAACCAGUUAGGAUAUUGGCCUUAGUCUAUUUGAUCUGCAUAUUUACACGCAAUGGCAGGUUGGAACAUAUUGUUUGAUUUGCGAGACAUUUUAGGGUAAACCAAGUAUUUAUUUUAUUUAAACAUA